Setaria italica (foxtail millet) is the source of this 2098-nucleotide messenger RNA. RefSeq names its product ankyrin repeat-containing protein At5g02620. Gene Ontology annotation, cellular component: plasma membrane. Gene Ontology annotation, molecular function: protein phosphatase 1 binding; protein phosphatase regulator activity. Bases 67 to 2094 code for a protein of 675 amino acids. The transcript is spliced from 3 exons. The record is from RefSeq and is a predicted model, not a curated record. NCBI's taxonomy places the organism in Eukaryota, Viridiplantae, Streptophyta, Magnoliopsida, Poales, Poaceae.
AAAAACACACAGCAAGCAAGGAAACAAUCGCAAGCACGACACUCCAGUCGUCGUUCCUAAUCAAUCAUGGCGGGAGCUCUUGCCGCGCCGGUGGAAUUCGUACCGGAUCAGAUGAUGCUGAGCCCGGAGCUGUUGCAGGUGCUGACCGCCGGCAACGCCGCCCGCUUGAUGGAGGUGCUGAGCUCGGAAGGCCAAACAAACGGCCACGUCGCGAUAGAUGUCCAGCCGGCGGCGCCGACCGCGGUGGCACCACCGGGACAGGCAACAAGCUCCUCCUGCCUCCUCGGCGUGACCAGCAACGGCAACACGGCGCUGCACCUCGCCGCCAGCCGCGGCCACGCCGAGCUCGCGGCGCUCCUCUGCGAGAAGGCGCCCUCGCUCGUCGCCACGCGCAACCGGGGCCUCGACACGCCGCUGCACUGCGCGGCGAAGGCCGGCCACCGGGAGGUUGCGGCCUGCCUCCUGUCGGCGAUGCGCGCCGGCGGAGAGGAGGCGGCGGCGGCGCUGCGUGCGAGGAACUGCCUGGGCGCCACCGCGCUGUACGAAGCGGUCCGGCACCGCCGCGUCGGGUUGGUGGACCUGCUGAUGACGGAGGCUCCCGAGCUAUCCUCGCUCGCAGCUGAAGACGGCUUCUCGCCAUUGUACUUGGCAGCGUCGAUUGACUCGCUGCAGAUGGUUCAGAGGAUUGUACGGCCGUCGUUGGACGGAACGCCGUCACCCGCGUCGUACUCUGGCCCGAAGGGACGGACUGCUUUGCAUUCUGCGGUGAUCGCUAUCAGAGAAAUCGCUCAAGAAAUGACUCGAGAAAUUCUGAAGUGGGAGCCUGAAGGUCCAACGUUGCUUACCAAAGUUGAUUCGUCAGGGAGAACGCCUCUUCAUUUGGCAAUAAUCUAUGAGCAACUAGACGUCAUUGGCCUGCUCCUAGAUGUUCCUACAUCUGACAAGCAAGCUCGCACUUCGGAUCACCGUGGCUUAUUUCCGAUACAUACUGCUGCUAUGGUCGGCAGUACAAGAAUUAUUGACAAGCUCGUAGAGAAAUGCCCCGACUACUGCGAAAUGGUUGAUGAUCAAGGAAGAAAUUUUCUUCAUUGUGCCAUCGAACAUAAUCAGGAAACAGUGGUUCGUCACAUCUGCCAAAAUUACACCUCAGCUGUGCUGUUAAACGCGAUGGAUUAUGAUGGAAAUACACCGUUUCAUUUAGCUGUGAAGUACAGAUUUCCACGGAUCGUCACUCUACUACUGCAGACUGUAAUUGUUGAAAUAGGCAUUACCAAUAAAGAUGGCCUUACUGCUCGAGAUCUUGGUCUUCGUGGACUAGUACGUGGUAGAUUGUACUUUCCUCUGGAUCCGCUUUGGAUUGUGGUUCAUUGUCUACGUUGGUCUGGAGCAAGUGUUGCCGACCCUUAUCUGCUUGUGGACAACGUACCUACUGGCGCUGAGGAAGAAACUUCCCAUGAAGAUUAUGACACUAAAAGCGGAACUAUUGGAUCCGUCCUGAUUGCCACUGUGGCAUUCGCUGCGGCUUUCACCGUGCCCGGCGGUUUCGUCGCCGAUGACCACCCGAAUGCUGGGACAGCAAUACUAGCAAGAAGGUUUGCAUUCAGAGCGUUCGUCGUAUCAGACACAAUGGCCUUCGUCUGCUCUGUUGUAGCAACGUCCUUCCUCAUAUUCGGUGGCGCGAGAGAAAUUCCACGCAACCGUCGUCGAACGUACAACCGUGCGGCACCUUUGUUGGUGUCGAUGGGAGCAGUGUCUAUGAUUACUGCAUUUGCCUUCGGGCUUGACCUCGUGCUUGGUAAUGCCAAUCCUGGUCUUGUUGUAUUUGUACACUUGGCGUGUUUGUUUACAGUGGUCCAAUCAUCUGCCGUCUGGGUUGCCACGGAUCUUGUUGGGCUGGUGACCGCAGUGCAUCGGCGAGCAGGAUGGAGAGGACUUUUCAACGUACGCCGGCGCCCUUCGGGACUGCGACAAUGGUUUCGUGCUUUGUCGGGAAGUCUUCUGUACAAAUAUCUAGUAUGGCCAUUGUUCCUUCUGCUCAUCACAGCCACCUUCAUCGUUGCCAUCGCGCUAAACAUUGCUUUGCCAAACUAUUGAGUGA